AGACUGCUGAUUAACCUUGAACAAACUUCCUCCUAUUUUCAAAGUCCUCAUCAUCACCAAGGAAGCACAGAGAAUGUUUUCCCUGACUCAGACCAAAGGGAAAUUCAACUCUGUGUCCCUGUUCAUGACCAUUAAACCACUGCCUUCACCUUUUCCACUCCUAAUAGAGACAAGGUUGGAAUGCAGUCCAUGCACUGGUAUUGCCCACAGUUCUGCACCAUGUCAAAAGUAUCCCUCCUGCUGCUGUGGGCUGCCCUGCUACUGACCAGCUGUGUACAUGGAGCCAUGCUGAGAAAUAAAGACACAUGGAAGCCACUGAGCAACCCCAGGAAUAGAGAACUGUUUUUCAGAAGCCUCCAGGCCUAUUUUAAAGGCAGAGGACUUGAUCUUGGGAACCUUCCGAAUACCUUCUUCAUGAAUGAGGAUCCCAGCCCUCUCUCUUUCCAGGCGGAACAUAUUGCUUCUGCAUUUGCAGACUAUGAAGAGCAGAAAAACUCCCUCCCUAAGUCCUACAAAGGCUGAAAGCCACAGAGCCCAGGUGUCAUCAUGUUAAAGCUGGAGAAAAGCUUUUCAGUAGAAAAUUCAACCAUGGCUGACGUCUCGUGUGCGUUUUCCCUUCUUUAUUAGUCAAUUUAUAGUAAUAUUAUCCCACAUUUCUGGAUUUUGCAUGUAAACAGUUGGACUUUUGCAGUAUAUGAUACUGACAUGCAUAUUUCAGGAGGAGUAUUUUCCCCUUUAUGACCAUAAUUAUUGAG
Onychomys torridus (southern grasshopper mouse) is the source of this 755-nucleotide messenger RNA. RefSeq names its product chromosome 23 C2orf66 homolog (gene C23H2orf66). The coding region runs from base 181 to 522 and encodes 113 amino acids. The transcript is spliced from 5 exons. Lineage: Eukaryota; Metazoa; Chordata; Mammalia; Rodentia; Cricetidae. The record is from RefSeq and is a predicted model, not a curated record.